CCGGGGGUGGUGAGGGGCCGGAGAGCCGCCGGGCGCCGCCUUCGUGCAGAGCGGCCGGGAGGGGGCUGCAGCCGCCGCCGCCGGCGCGCCGGGAGCAGGGGCUGCGGUGGCCGGCGUUGGCCGGCGAAGGUGGGCAUUUCUCGGGUCCCCUCCCCGCCUGCUGCCCCGCACCCCACGUGAAGCGGCAUAGAAAGGGGGUGUGAGGCGAGCGGGGAAAGUGAAUGGCGAAGGACUGAAGGGGGCCCCCUUCGGGACCCCGGCCGCACUGUUCACCCUCGUUCAUCCUCCCUUUUCGAAGCUCGGCGCCGGUGCCUCGCUGAGAAGGAGGAGGAGUCGCCGCGCCCGGCGGAGCGGCAGCCCCGCGUUCCUCUCCGGCUCGUGAACACAAAGAUUACGGUGCAGGAGGAGAUUGCACUCGGGCCCUCCGCCCUCCGGUACCCAGUACAAUGCACCAGCCGCCCGAGUCCGCGGCCGCCGCCGCAGACAUUAGUGCGAGGAAGAUGGCGCACCCGGCAAUGUUCCCCCGGAGGGGCAGCGCCGGCGGCGGCCCAGCCCUCGGUGCAGCAGGUACCGGCACUGGCAGCAGUGCCUCGUCCUCCGAGGAUCUGCCUCCUCCGUCGCUGCUCCAGCCGCCGCCUCCUGCAGCAUCUUCUGCGUCGGGACCGCAGCCUCCGCCUCCACAAAGCCUCAACCUCCUUUCGCAGGCUCCGCUGCAGCCACAGCCGCUGGCGCCAGGCGGAACGCAGAUGAAGAAGAAGAGCGGCUUCCAGAUCACCAGCGUUACUCCGGCCCAGAUCUCCGCCAGCAUCAGCUCCAACAACAGCAUCGCGGAGGACACCGAGAGUUACGAUGAUCUGGAUGAGUCGCACACCGAGGACCUGUCCUCGUCCGAGAUCCUUGAUGUGUCACUUUCCAGGGCUACUGACCUGGGGGAGCCGGAACGCAGCUCCUCAGAAGAGACUCUGAAUAACUUCCAGGAAGCUGAGACACCUGGCGCAGUCUCUCCCAACCAGCCUCACCUUCCUCAGGCUCAUUUGCCUCACCUUCCACAGCAGAAUGUUGUGAUCAAUGGGAGUGCCCAUCCCCACCACCUUCAUCACCACCACCACAUCCAUCAUGGGCAUCACCUCCACCACGGGCACCACCAUCCCUCCCAUGCUGGUGUGGCUGGUCCCUCGGUUCCUGGAGGGCCGCCCUCAAGCCCUGUAUUGAGAAAACUCUCUACAAGUGGAAGCUCUGACAGUGUGAUACCAGCCCCGCCACCUUCGAUGGUCUCAUCCAGUGGCUCACCUGCAUCUGUAAUGACUAAUAUUCGCACUGCGAGCACGCCUGGUAGUAUAGGUAUAAAUUCUGUUACUGGCACUAAUACAGUGAAUAAUGUUAACAUUUCUGCUGUGGGUAGUAUUAAUCCGAAUGUGACAAGCAGCAUGCUCAGUAAUGUGAAUACAAGCAAUAUUCCUGGUGCUGCUAGUGUGAAUGUUGGGCCUGGAGCUGGCGGCAGUGUUAAUGUGAAUCUCUUGAGUGGCAUGGGCAAUGGUACUAUUUCCUCCUCUGCUGCUGUUAAUCAUAUCCCUACUGCAGCUGCAGGGAUAGCUGUGGGAACAACAGUUUCAAGUCAACAGCAACAUCCAACAGUUAACACAUCGCGGUUCAGAGUUGUGAAGUUAGAUACCAGUUCUGAACCCUUUAAGAAAGGUAGAUGGACUUGCACUGAGUUCUAUGAAAAAGAGAAUGCUGUACCUGCUGCAGAAGGUGUGGUGAUAAAUAAGGUGGUGGAGACUGUCAAGCAGAACCCGGUGGAAGUGACUUCUGAGAGGGAGAGCACUAGUGGGAGUUCAGUGAGCAGCGGUGUCAGCAUACUGAGUCACUACACAGAGAGUGUGGGAAGUGGAGAGAUGGGAGCCCCGACUCUGGUGGUGCAGCAGCAGCAGCAACAACCAGCUCUUCAAGGUGUGGCCCCUCAACAGAUGGAUUUCAGCAGCACUGGCCCACAGAGUAUUUCAGCAGCUAAUAUACCACAGAGUGUUUCCCAGUCACAGAUCUCACAAGUACCCUUACAGUCUCAAGAAUUGGGCUAUCAGCAAAAGCACGGUCUUCAGCCAGUACCUCUGCAAGCCACUAUGAGUGCUGCAACUGGUAUCCAGCCAUCACCUGUGAAUGUGGUUGGUGUAGCUUCAGCUCUAGGUCAGCAGCCUUCCAUUUCCAGUUUGGCUCAACCCCAACUGCCAUAUUCUCAAACGGCUCCUCCAAUGCAAAGUCCCCUUCCGGGGGCACCACCCCAGCAGUUACAGUAUGGACAACAGCAGACUGUUUCUGCGCAGAUGGCUCCAGGCCAUGGUAAAUCAGUGACUCAAAAUCCUACUUCUGAGUAUGUACAGCCGAUUCUUCAGACAACAGUGUCCUCUGGACAGCUCAGUUCUAUAGCAGUGGGAACAGGAGCAACGGUGAUUCCUGUGGCUCAGCCACAGGGGGUUCAGCUGCCAGUGCAGUCCACGGUAGUGCAGGCCCAACCUGCAGGGUUGUCUAGCCAGCCCAUUGGCCAGCCUCCGGCAGCAGUGUCUGCUGUACCUGCUGGUAGUCAGAUGGCAAAUGUUAGUCACCAAACAAACAUACCUACUGCAGUGCAGCAGCCCUUGACUCAAGUCCCACCUUCAGUUAUUCAGCAAGGUGCUCCUCCACCUUCACAGAUUGUUCCACCUGCUCAGACUGGGAUUAUUCAUCAGGGAGUUCAAACUAGUGCUUCAAGCCUUCCUCAACAGUUGGUCAUUGCACCCCAAAGCACUUUGUUAACUGUGCCUCCCCAGCAACAAGGAGUAGAAUCGGUAGCUCAAGGAGUUUCACAGCAGUUGCCCGCAAUUAGUCCUUUGCCCUCUGCUAAUAUUUCUGUUACAAAUCAGGUUAGCUCAGCAGUUCCUUCUGCAAUGCCUUCUGCCCCAACAAACUUGGUUCCACCACAAAAUAUAGCACAAACCCCUGCCACCCAAAAUAGUAAUUUGGUUCAAAGUGUUAGUCAACCUCCCUUGAUAGCAUCUAGUAUAAAUUUGCCCUUGGCACAACAAAUACCACUGAGUUCUGCUCAAUUUUCCGCACAAUCAUUAGCUCAGGCAAUUGGAAGCCAAAUUGAAGAUGUCAGGCGCCCAGUGGAACCUUCCUUAGUUGGCUUACCUCAAACGAUCAGUGGUGACAGUGGGGGAAUGUCAGCAGUUUCAGAUGGGAGUAGCAGCAGCCUAGCAGCCUCUGCUUCUCUCUUCCCGUUGAAGGUGCUACCGUUGACGACACCCCUGGUUGAUGGCGAGGAUGAGAGCUCCUCUGGUGCAAGUGUGGUAGCUAUUGACAACAAAAUCGAGCAAGCGAUGGAUCUGGUAAAAAGCCAUUUGAUGUAUGCCGUGAGAGAGGAAGUGGAGGUCCUCAAAGAACAGAUCAAAGAACUAAUCGAGAAAAAUUCCCAGCUGGAGCAGGAAAACAAUCUGCUGAAGACGCUGGCCAGUCCUGAGCAGCUGGCCCAGUUUCAGGCCCAGCUGCAGACUGGCUCGCCCCCUGCCACCUCGCAGCCCCAGGGGAGCUCGCAGCCCCCUGCUCAGCCGGCCUCCCAGGGCUCAGGACCCACCGCAUAGCCCCUGGGCCCCCGCAGAACUGGCCGGCGCUGCCAUCCAAACUGACCAGACGCCCGAGAAGAUGGACUAGCGGGAUCCACCUCCACAGUCACCCAUUUCAUUGCUCGCUGCAAAAGAGACGUGAGAUUGACAUAUGCCAUUCUCAUUUUUUUCCCCUCCAGUAUUAAACACUCACAUGCUUUUGGCUUGAAGAAAUCUCUUAGCUGAGUUAAAGGUUAAUGAGAGAAUUAGCAUGGAUAUACUGGGACCUUAUGCAGCUUGGCAAAUACCUGAGAAAUGGUUUUAUUCUUGCUGAGGAGCUGUGUGCCUUUCCAUCCCUGCACUGCUCCCCACCCCUACUUCAAGAGUUCUCGUCUGCUUGCAAGUAGUUGGAUCCAUGGGGUUAUGACGCAGUGGAGUCCUCCAUGGGCUGCCUUCCCCUCUUUCCCCAUGAGGAACCUGAGAAGAAGGUUAAAGACUGUACAGCCUCGCUUCUCCUGAGGGAAAACAUAGUUCAUUGUACAACUUGACUUCUGUCACCAAAACCCAUAAACAAUAGUACUGUGCCUCUUUCUGAAACAGUGAAUGACACAAAACUAUUAGUGACUAAACGGUGGCAGGUAGCUGGGACCUAGGCUAUCUUUACCAUGAAGGUUGUUUUGCUUAUUGUAUAUUUGUGUAUGUAGUAUACUAUUUUGUACAAUAGAGGACUGUAACUACUAUUUAGGUUGUACAGAUUGAAAUUUCAAUGUUUCAUUGGCUGUCUGAAGGGGUGUAGAUUGUCUUUUCUAUUUAGAUCUUCAUAUAAAAUGCUCUGUGAAGAAACCACCCCUAGAGAAAUUUAAAAGAUUUGGCACAAUUAGUCUCUUUGUGUAAUCUGAAGUCUUUUAGCUGCUGAAUAUCCGAAGUAAGUCCUUGUUACUAAAGUCUUUUGAUUGAGCUGGUUGAAUACUUUGAACAAUGAUCCGUUCUAGCUAAGGAAGUGGAUUUCCCAGUAGAGGUUUCUGCAUAUUACCUGUAUAGUAGUUAUAUGCAUAUGUUUCUGUGCAUGUUCUCUACACACUUGUAAGUUGUCACUGUAUUUAACUGUUGCACUUGUCAACUUUCAAUAAAGCAUAUAAAAUGUUGAU
Molecule: messenger RNA, 4723 nt
Organism: Elephantulus edwardii (Cape elephant shrew)
Lineage: Eukaryota; Metazoa; Chordata; Mammalia; Macroscelidea; Macroscelididae
Product: TSC22 domain family protein 1-like
Exons: 3
Coding region: 447-3614 (1055 amino acids)
Biological process (GO): regulation of transcription by RNA polymerase II
Source: RefSeq, a predicted model, not a curated record